CGCGCUCCAGAAACACCGAGCAGCGAGGCGAGGCAGCUCUUUCUUUCUCUUUCUUCUUUCUUUCCUUUUCUUUCACUCUUACUUUUCCCUCCCCUUCUCUCUCUCUCUCUCUCUCUCUCUCUCUCUCUGUCUGGUUUUGCACUUCACACUGGGACAUGGAGACCCUCCGCACGGCCAUCAUGGUUACCGGAGUGCCCAAGAAAGAACACUGUACCACCGAGACCAACUACGUAGAUCUCGGGAGCACCAACACGGUGAAAGUCUCGUUCACCGGCGAGGGAAACCAGCGAGCCGUAUUCAAGCGUAAAGGGAACCAUGUGGAACAUGAAGAAGGUUACACGGAUCAAAGGAAGGCCGAAAAGGACGUUUCCUCCAAUAUCUCAGAUACGGAUUUAAAAAUCGAAAGUUUCCUUGAGGAGAAGAAGACUGCUGUGACGAGCCGUGAACCAGAGGAAACGGAUUACACGGACAUGUAUCUGAACAGCAGGUGCGAGUCAGAGUCGGACGACGGAGAUCCCGACGAAAGAGAACAUGACAUGCCUGUGGCCGAGGAGACGGAAUCCCACUACAUCACGACACAUGAAAUUCAGCUCACGGAACUGGACCACGACAUGGACCACGAGCUUGGCCGUGCUGCCAGCUCCUGCUGGGAUUACGAAGACGAUAACCUCGUGUACUCGUUCGUGGACUAUGCGUCAUUCGAGAGCGGUGAGCAGCCGAGUGGAGAGAGGGGACAGCGCAGAGUGGCAAGCAGCCGUCCACCCAAACUGGCUGCCACCAAAACUCUGAUCAGCACCGAGAGCGAAUGUGCAAGCUCAGAUGACGGCAUGCGGAACAACGCGGGACGCAUUCACGUCUCCAUCAAAGCCUCGUCCCAGUCGGUGAACGAGUCGGUGCAGCCGUUGCAGGAUGAGAAUGACCGUCUGCGCUGUUAUCAUGAAACAGAAGCGAAGAUAGAGAUUCCGUAUGAAAGUCACACACACUGUUUCAUUCCUGCACCUGGACGCCAGCAUCUGGCCAGCAAACUGAUGAAAGGCAAAGAUGUCACCGAGUACUCCAGCGGUGCAUCCAGCUCUGUGAGCGAGCUUGACGAUGCUGAUAAGGAAGUUCGCACCCUGACAGCCAAGUCUUUCCGCAGCCUCGCAUGUCCCUACUUCGACACCAUCGACCUCAGACCCUCGAGCGAGUCCUCGGUUUCGGAGCACAGCCUGAGCAUGAACAAAUGGUCCUCUUUCGUCGAUUUCAACUACAGGAAUUACAUGACGCAGGGUGCGGUCGUAAGUGAGCGUAAAAACUCCACAUGCUCUAUGGAAAUGAGGAAGCACACAGAAAGUGGAACCGUUAACCUGAACUCCAUCACCGAAGGGAGAAGCCAUGAGAUGAACAUCCAGUCGUCAAAAUAUGAACUGAGCUGUGAUUCCGAAAGACAAGCGAAAUGCACAGAGAACAGUUCGAACAGCUGCGAGGCAUCAACAAGCCAGAUCCAUGACCAGACAGACGUCUGCGUGGAGGGAGUGCACAAGAAAGCCGUGUUUGCUUCGAGCCUCCUCCAAAACGUCAUCUCAAAGAAGAUGCGAUUCGAGCAAGAGCGCAAACUGGAGCGUGGUGAAUUAAGUGGAGCACAGCCUGUACAUUCGACACCCGGAGACAGCACAAGCUGCAAGGUUUUACAAAGACAAAUGUCAGAGUCAGGAUCUGUACACUCCAUCGUCUCUGUGGAAGACGUUGUGGAAAGCUUGAAUGCUGCUUUAAACAAAGAAGAGGCAGAAGAGGGGGAGGAGCUAUGCAAAACAUCACAUACACCUACAACAGAGAACAUCGCUGAGGCCUCACUGCUGGAGGAGAAAAGUGUAGAGAAAAGUGAGACUUUAGUCCCCGAAGUGCACACUGAAAAAGACGUCACGAACACAACCACACAACUGGUAGAGGCGACAAAAGAAAAUGAGAACGCAUGCGCUGAAACGACAAAUAGUAAAACGACAAAAAUGUCACACUUGUACGUUCCUGGGUCACAUUUUCUUUCAAAAGAACGGGAAGUAAUGGAACCAUCCACGCCAGUAACACAAAAAACCAAUCCCAUCCAAUCAGACAGAAAGAGAGCGAGCAACGUGAACACUUCAAACACCGGCAAAGCGCAAGAGAUCACCAUCCGCCUGCGCAGCGUCAAGGAAAACAAAAACAACCUUCAUCGUCCCUUUAACAUCGCCAGCCUCCUGACGCCAAACCUCACCAAGCACGGCGGCGACACCAAGAGCGAAAAAGUCCCGCACUUUACAGUCAGAGACGUCCGGGACAGCAGGUGCAAACUCCAAACCCCUAUCCAUCAGGUGAGAGACGUGCGCAAACUGGUCAAGAGUUCAUACCGGUUCGUGUCUCUGGAAAGUGGUGAAAAUAAAAGUGCAUCACGAGAGGAAAGCGAUGGCGUGAAAAAAGAUCCUGAUAAAAAUGACAAGAAAGAAAAGACGCCCAUGGUGAUCAAAUGCCAUUCAGUGAACACAAAUACCAACACCAAAGCUAAUUCAAACAGACAGAAUGACCUGGAAAGCGAGAGGACGCCGAUGCAGACGAUCUCUGAGCAGCAGGAGCUUCAGAUGAAGUCAUCCAGAUUGAAGGAAGGCUGCGAUAAAAAGGUUGAGUGCAAAAUGGCAAACCAGGUGGCACUCGAGAAACUAAAAGCAGCAGUGAAGACCAUGGAGCAGCUCUAUGUUUUUGACCGGAACGAGUGGCGGCGUAAGACGGAGGCACCGCGGCCGGUGAAAGACAGCCAUGUCCUCUCACUGAUCACCAGCGAGGAGCAAAGCGUCGAUAGCGAGAGAAGAGCAGAACCCUCGAAAAAUUCAACUCCUGCAGCAGACAAAAGCUUCACCAGAACAAUCACUCAUCAUCUGCAACAGGAUGCUCAGUAUUCCAAGGUCUGCAGCAACAUCUCCAGCUCCACCAGAAGCCCCUUUUCUCUCAAAAUCUGCCCUUCAAAAAGCACAAUGGAGAAAAGAGCUGAGGAUGAAGCCGGAGUCACGAGCUCUGUGUUGGAUUCUGUAACUAAACCUCGACCCGUACCUGUAUCGGAUUCGGAAAAUUAUCUAACUAUCCCGAUUAAGCCACGCCCCUUAGAGACAAAACCCCAUGGUUCGGAACAAAUCCUCAACCCCGCCCCUCACCCUCAGCUUCAGCCCCGCCCACCUCUUCAGCGCUCACCAGUCGUCACGGAGUCGUGGUCUCCCGAGAGCCCGACACUGACCUUCUGUCAGCCCGCACAGAUCCUGUGUGUCACGCCCCCCACAGACCCUCUCACAUCCAACACACAACGCAAACUCCUACUGGAUCCCAUAACGGGGCAGUGCUACCUUGUGGACACGCCCAUCUCCUUACAGCCGGUCACGCAGAGACUCUACUGUCCUGAGAGUGCUCAGUACCUGGAUGUACCGGUGGCCCUGAGCCCAGCGGCGUAUCUCAUCUGUCCACCCGCAUUCGUACAGCCACAUUCGGCCCCUGUUUCCUCGCAGGGAGAGAGCACAAGCACGGGAACGAGCAUGACAAUGGGCGGGGCUAAACCAGUCAUCAGUAUUACAUCACAGCAAGGACCACGCAUCGUGGCUCCGCCUUCUUUUGACGGCACGACCAUGAGCUUCAUUGUGGAGCACAGAUAAGCAUAGAUGUCUGGGAUAAGUGUGUAUGUAUGUGUGUGUGUGUGUGCGUCUGUGUGUGUGUGUUCAGGAGGGUACCCUGGCUCUCACAUCGGAAUGUAACAUAACGGGUCCCACAGAAAUGUCACUUCCUGUGCCAUUUCAGCUUCCUGUCAGCACUGCGGUUUGAAACUGAGCCCUGUUUGUUUCCCAGGUGUAUAUAUAUGUGUGUGUGUGUGUGUGUGUGUGUGUAGAGCAUUGAUGGUGUUCUUGAUCAGGCAGUUUCGCAGCUGUUCGCUUACAUUCUGCAGUGCAUUCUGUUGUCUGUGUCAUUAAGAGGAAAUGAGAGUUCACUCUUCAUCUGUCCAAAUGUCUGAUGUGUGGGCUGUGUUCCAAUACUUUUGGGUACAUUCACGACACCCAUGCUGACGGCCCCUCGCUCCCCAACACCUAGAGCGAAGCUGUAAAUUUGUUUAGUUUUUAAACCCUAAACAUUUUCAAAGCAAUGAAAAGAAAGAUCAGUGACGAUGUACGAUGAAGUUAGCUUUAAACAGUCACUACUCAAAACCAGAGGAAUUUCAAUAGUUAAAAGUAUUGGAACACGACCUUGUUGUCGAAGCUGAAGAUAUAAUCGUUUAAACAUUAAAGCUGACUUUCUUUAGCUGUGCUGUGUGUUAAAUCAUCAUGUUAGCGCACUUUCGCUGUGUAUUAGCCGUGUUUGUUACUGCUGCUAUUUCUCCCAGUGUACAUUAAAGGUAUAUGGAUCUGCAGGACAGUCUGUUUACCUGCUCUGUAAACCUAUCUUACAAAAUGAUUACGCAGUUGCUAAAUGCUUAUUUCUUGAUUUCGUCAUGUCAUGUUCAAGGUUUUCUUUUGAUUUGGAUCACUUACGAGUUACUGCUACAUUUCGCUCAACUUUUCAAUCAGCCAAACGAGUCCACACUUUACAGAGUAAUAAUUACCCUUAGCUAGUUUCAGCUACACAAAAAUACUAUUAGGAGGAAUGCUAGCAAACCUGGCUAGCUCAUCUACAUUAAACAGUUCCUGCUACCCUACGGUAUCUAGCUAGCUAGCUGGCUAAUAUUUGAACAGUGAUGUGUUUGUAAACUAUCAUCAGGCGGUUAUUACUGACGGCUCACGUUUCAGCUCAGCUCCAGUCAGGACGUGAUGCUAGGUAUGCUAACUGAAAACACUAAUAAGCUACUGCUAUAAUCUGGUGUCUUUUGCUAAAACAGAGUUAGCACUAGCUUGUGUGUUCUGUCUUUACAGUCUGGUGGUGGUGUUUUUUUUUUUACAGAUUCAGUCUGAAAUAAGGACGAGUUCAUAUGCCAUUCAUAGGAGCGUAAUAAUGCAUAGGAAGGCGCUCACAAGACUCUUUAGAGUUAAAAUUCUAUGUAAAGUUCAUGGAGAGUUUAGAGACUUUCCUUUAUGUAUUCUGUCUCCCAAACUUACAGCCUUUUGUUCAGACUUUAAUGUUUCGUUUUGUUUUUUGACGGAGUUGAAUACAGUGAGAGGUGUCUGAGGCAUUAUUAAACUCUUACGCAGGGUUUAUGGACAUCCAUAGCUGAGACUGCGUGUGAUGUAUAUGUGUAAUUAGACCAUAUUAUGAUAUACAGUAUGAAAUAAUACAUUAUACAUUUUCUGCAUAAAUCCAUAAAGUGUUAAUUAUAGUCGCAAUAAUUUGCUCUCAGUACUUGAGCACUAAUGGCUAAUGGCUAAUGAGCAUUUCCGCUAAAAUGGUACUUUUCCUUGUUUUUUGUCUUUGUUUUUUUCUUCAGUCAUAUGUUUAUCACGUGAUCCUUUUUCGAUCUGAACUGUACCACUACUGAGAAAAAAAAAAACCUCACUGAAUGUAAAUAAGGUCAGUGUUAGCAAGAAGGCAUUAGCGUAAUAUAUUAGCAGCACUGUUACACUUGUUGGUGAGGUAAAUUUGGGGGAAAAAUUUUCAUAUACAGUAAUACCUCACAGAUCCGCGUCUUACGUUCUGUGACUUUACUGAUCCGCGAAUUUUGGCCAUUUAUACAUUUUCAUGCUUUUUAAUGUGAAAUUAUUAAGAAAAGUUUAGUUUAUUAAUUUAGUAAUAUAAAUAUAAAAGUAAAAUCAACAAAAUAUCAAUAUAAAUAAAAUAUAAAUGUUAUUUUAAUGAUAUCAGACGUCUCCAAUAUCACGUAUGUACAGUACAGCCAUUACGACACGCUAUUGGCUGGAAGGGUUGGAAGCAGCCAAUCACAGAGCAUUAACAGUUUUACCUAGCUGCUGAUUGGCUGGUAGCUACGACGUUAUGAUGUCGCGGUUGAGAUGUCAAGUGAUCUCAGUGAGUUUUUUCCUUGGUUUUUAUACAGGAGAUACUGUACUCUACUUUUACGCUAAACAUUAAUUUCUUUUUUAAGGGUAAUGUAUUAAGCUAACUUUUAAAUGAAAUUAAAGUGUUUUGGGAGCACGACUGGGGUCAUAUUUCGGGUUUAAACUCUGAAAAUAAGCAUUUACAGUACAGUAUUCGCAUUUUUAGUGACUCCACCGCACAGCCACGAAACCUCAUCAUUCGCGAUGGGUCCUGGAACGUAACCUCGCGGAUGUGUGAGGUACUACUGUAUAAACAUUUUCAUUGCACUUUAAAGGUGAUAAGUCAUAUUAGCAUGCUAGCUUGACCUAUUGACUAGCUGCUUUGUGCAACAUGUUUCAUACAAGUUUUUUGCUGUGUACAUUAAGCAGAUUGACUUUAUGAAAUCAUACACAUUAUUGUUCGUUUGAAAAAAAAGAGAAAAGCCUGCUGUAUGGUUAGCUUCAUGCUAGCACUUUGUGUGUGUCUAGUAAAUUUAGCUGCACAUUUCCAUGAUAACGGGUCACUCCACUGAGCAAAGGUGAGUCUGGGAGGGGUUUUCCACACUGCUUCAGCCAUUUUAAUGAUUAAAUUAGCAACAGAAAGUGAAACAUUUAUUCAUUUAUCCACUGUUUUGGAGCAAUAAUCUAAACAGCUAGCUUAGCACAAGUCUCACAACAGCCCUUAAGAUGGCAGAGAGGACUGAACCACUGGGAGCCCACAGGGGGAAUUCAAAAAGGCUGUUUUAAAAACAGUAUUAAAACUAGCUUAAUGUAAACAACAAUGAGAAACUCGAGUUACUCAAAAUGGCUCCUGAGCUAAGAAAAUAAAAUAAUGAAGAGCUGUGUUAGCAGGUUAGCUUGUUUGUGUUAAGGAGGAAAUUGGUUUGAUCCACACAGCUGCUAGCCAUGGCUCUGAGAAUCAGAGGUCUGAUCGAUCGAUCCGUCGGCUAGCUAAAGACUGACCCCAGCAUGUGGAGAAAGUCUGCGGAAAGUUCCAGAAAAAGAGAAAGGUUCCUGGACCCUGCGAUAGAGGAUGUGAUGGAGGAGAGUGAAAUGAUAGAACGAUGGAAGGAUGGGAAUGAAAAGUGUUCUUGAGGUUUUGAGGAAUAAACUGAAUGUGUAAGCUGAGGAGAAGUCUCAGUGUGUGUGUGUGUGUGUGUGUGUGUGUGUGUGUGUGUGAAAUCAGACAUGUUAGCAGGCUAGCUCAGCCUAGCAACAGCCAGGUAUGACGCGCAAUGUUUUUAACACACACUUGGUGACGUCCCCUUAAAAAACUAAAACUAGAAACAAUAAAAUUUAACAGAAGAACAAUGAAAAAAAGACAUUUAUCAAACCAUAUAGCUUAAUUUUGUUCAUCAGGCUACUAAUUAGCUAGCUUGUUAACUAGCAAGCAUUAUGAAGUAACAAAAUUCCAUCGGGGUAAAGCAAUGCUCAUCAAAAAUAUUUAUUUAUUGUGUGUGUGUGUGUGUGUGUGGAAUAUCCCUCACCUCGCUAAUCUCUCGGCUCAUGUUUUAUCAUCUUGUAAGAGCUGAUGUCAUUUAGCUUUGGCGUUCCUGUGUGUGCUAGUUUAGCAUCUAGCAUCAGCACUUCUCUCGAGGUAUUUAUUGGAUCGUGAAAGACAAGCGCUAAACCGACACUCCGAGAUUUAAAUAUAGACCUUUAAUCAACGAUUCUCUGUCCAGGUCAGCUGUGUGCUAGUGGUGGACUUUAAAACUGACCAGAACUAUGAGUUUAUUUUUAUUUUUUUAUUUUUAAAUAAGCUAAUUCAUUCGAAUAACAAGACUCACAAAGCUAUACACAAAUUUCGUGUCAGAAUUAUUAUAAAAUUAGCAAGUAUCCACACUUACUAGCAAGCUAACUUUACUCUAAGUAUUAUUUGGUGUAAUUGUAAAUAUGUCAGUAAAUAUGGCUAAGCUAACUGGCUAAUGUCUUAGUAAAAACAAGAAGUGAUUAAUAUUAGUCUUAAACAUACGAUGUCCUUUAAAAAAAAACAUGUAGCUA
Hemibagrus wyckioides is the source of this 7946-nucleotide messenger RNA. RefSeq lists its product as uncharacterized. Lineage: Eukaryota; Metazoa; Chordata; Actinopteri; Siluriformes; Bagridae. The transcript has 2 exons. Bases 156 to 3647 code for a protein of 1163 amino acids. The record is from RefSeq and is a predicted model, not a curated record.